Molecule: messenger RNA, 924 nt
Organism: Pestalotiopsis fici W106-1
Lineage: Eukaryota; Fungi; Ascomycota; Sordariomycetes; Amphisphaeriales; Sporocadaceae
Exons: 2
Coding region: 1-924 (307 amino acids)
Source: RefSeq, a predicted model, not a curated record
AUGGAAUACACGUCCGGACGCAAAUCAGCUCUAGCAGCUCUUGGCCUCGUCCUUCUCCCAGCGUCGAUGGCCCUUCCGGGCUGGCCGAGGUCGGGCACCAUUAUUCAGGGCGACGCGAUCCAGUUUGACCAAUCGACAUGGGAGGAAAACCUGGAGCGUCCAAAUGCGACGGGCAGUUUCCCCAUCACGGGCUUUGACAUCUCCAAGGCCUUCACGUCUCCGCCACAAACUGUGGAUGGUUGGGAGCUCGCCGUCAACGUUACGAGUAGCAUCUCUGAUGCCGACACACUGAAUCCAGGCAAUGCGACUGGCCAAGUCUACACAGGGACAAGCAUAUACCUUCGAGCACCCGACGACGUCAUUGCAGCCCUGGACCCGGACACUGCGGCCGACAACACGACCUGGAAGAUAUGUGUCACAGUCAUGACAGGCGGCCCUGGAGAGGACGAUACGUCAUCCGCUGACAAUGGCACUUGCAGUUCGCUGAGUUCUCAGUGCAUCUCCGACUUUCAGGAUGCGUACGCCGACCAGUUUGCCAAGCUCCAGGACUGCUACAGACAACCAAGUAUCCCCGAUAGUUGCGGCGACUCAUUGAGUCAAGCCAACUUGACAACACAGCAAUAUGCCCUCGAUCACCUUAAUGGGACGGAGGUUUUUGUGACGGCAUCAGGCCCUCAUGAUGGAGACGAUAACACGGCCUAUGACAACGCUGUGAAGACGGUGUGGCCGGUUCUGGUGGUCUGGGGCUGGAACACCCGAGCCGACGUUUCUGAUGGCACAAAGCCCACUGUGCAACUAACAUGCGCGAGAGCCAAUCAUACUGGAGAUGGAAGCGACUCUUCAGCUUCUAUGGCUUCAAGAUCGCAUGGGCCAGUGACAAUCACCUUUGCUAUAGCAGUUCUGGCGGCGGUUAUCCUUUUUUGA